AUGUCGCACUUCUUCCAGAAGCCCGAGAACGCGCUCAAGCGUGCGAACGAGCUUCUGAACACGCCCAAUGUGGACGCCAACGUGAUGAAGCGGCAGAAGCGGUCGGCGCUGGAGAUCCUCCACGAGGCGCUCAUCGCCAAGAAGAACCGCACGUGGCAGCCGAUGCACGAAGAGCUCAUGCUGACGUACCUCAAGAUCACGAUCGAUCUGCAGCUCGGCCGCAUUGCCAAGGACGGUCUGCACCAGUACCGCAACCUCGUGCUCGCGCAGAACCCGGCGUCGCUCGAGAAGGUCCUUCUCUUCUUCGUCGCCGAGUCGGAGAAGCGCGCGGCCGAGGCCCGCCAGUACUCGACCGAGAUUAGCUUGAACGCGUCGGUCGACCUCGAGUCGGCGCAGUCGCCGGAAGCUGUCAUGCUCUCGACGACGACGGCCGAAGACUCGACCGACCGCACCGACCGCGCAGUCCUCGUGCCGUGGCUCCGCUUCAUGUGGGAGACCUACCGGACCGUCCUCGACAUUCUGCGCUGCAACACGAAGCUCGAAGGCCUCUACAAGCAGGUCGCGCUCAGCGCGUUUGCGUUCUGCCGCACGUAUGCGCGCAAGAUCGAGUUCCGCCGCCUCUGCGAGAUCCUCCGCACGCACCUCUACACGCUGCAGCGCCACGAAGCCGCGCCCACGACGCAGAGCAUCCGCCAGAUGCGCGGCUGGGACGGCUGGAGCGCCGACUCGGUCGAGCUCCACCUCUCGAUCCGUUUCGAGCAGCUCGACACGGCGUCGUCGCUCGAGCUCUGGACUGAAGCCUUCCGCACCGUCGACGACGUCCACCUCGUCUUUGGCUUUCUCGAGACCUUGCCCAAGCCGACGCUCAUGGCGACCUUCUACCACAAGCUCGCCGAGGUCUUUUACAUUAGCAACAACCACGUCUACCACGCGUACGCGUGGUUCAAGUACUACACGCUCAUCCAGCGUGAACGCUUGACGCCCAUCAUGGAGCUGCCGCUGCUCGCGUCCAAGGUCGUGCUUGCGUCGCUUUCGAUCCCCGUCCAGGCCAACAACGUCGCGCUCCUUGAAAACGCCGACAACGCGGCGGUGCUUCUGGAAGAGAAGGACGAGCACAUGGCCGCGCUCCUCGGCUUCACGCAGCUCGCGCCGCCGACGCGCCAGCAGCUUCUCGACGACAUGGCCGCCUUGCACAUUGUCGACGCCGCCUACCCGAGCGUGCGCGCCUUGUACAUGACGCUCGAGCGGUCGCCUAUCGACCCGCUCGCCGUGGCCUCGGCGGUCGCGCCCCACGUCAUGUCGCUCAAGGCCGACGCCGGCCUCGCCAAGUACGCGCCGGCCGUCGAGAAGCUCGCGGUGCACCACGUGCUCUCGCAGCUCACCGAAGUCUACUCGAGUGUGACGGUCGCGCAUCUGAACACGCUCACGCAAGGCCUGAGCAUGAACGUGACGGAAAUGGAGCAGUGGAUCGUCCGGUCGCAGUCCAACCGCGACCAGAGCGCGACGCGUCUCCGCAUCGACCACCGCGCCAACGUGGUCCGCUUCUCGCAGACGAUGGCCCUCGAGGGCCAGGCCAAGCAGAUGACGCAGCUCGGCCAGAAGCUCCAGGCGUGCGUGCGCCAGCUCCCGAGUGCGACGACGCCUCGCCCGAGCGUCUUUGCCAAUGCCCGCACCAACCUUUCGUCGACGCGGGACGCGAUGCUGGAGCGCAAGGUGCGCAUCGAAGCCCAGAAGGAGGCCUUUGAGCGCCUCAUGGCCGAGAAGGCCAAGACCGAAGAGAAGAAGCGCGUGGAGGCCGAGCUCCUUCGCCAGAAGCAGGAAGCCGACCGCCUCGCCGCGGAAGCUCGCCGCCGUGAAGAAGAGGCGGCCCGCCGCAUCCAGGAAGAGAUCGAGCGCAAGGACAUUGAGAAGACGCUCAAGAAGCUCGGCAUGAACACGGACGACGUCGAGUUUGACACGGAGAAGGCGAUCAAGCAGAAGGAAGAGGCCCAGCGCAAGCUCAAGGACGCCGCGCGCCGCCUCGACUACAUUGUGCGUGCGACGCGCGAGGCUGAACAGCCGAUCUUGCAGCGCAUCUUCGACGCCAAGCAGACGGACGAGCGCAACGCGUUUGACGCGUCGUGGGCCGCGACGCUCAAGGCGGCGGAGGACGAACACACGUUCGGCCUUGCCCAGAAGGCGCUCUUGGCCAAGUGCCAGGACGCGUGCGUGGCGUUCUGCGAUGCCCACGUCGCCCGCCAGACCGUCAAGUUCCAAGCGAUCGUCGAGGAGCGCAAGCUGCGCCACACGAUCAACGUGCUCGAUGACAAGAUCCGCCGCGCCAAGGACCGCGAGUACGAGUUCGAAGAGAAGCUCCGCCUCGAGGCCGAGGAGGAAGAGCGCCGCAUCGCCGAGGCGGAGGAAGCCGCGCGGGAAGCCGAGGAAGCGGCCGCGCGUGAAGUCGAGCGCCUCCGCCGCGAAGAGGAAGAGGAGGUCCGCCGCCAGGAAGAGGCCAAGGCCGCCAACAAGUACGUGCCGCCGACGCGCCGUGCGGCCGAGCCCACUGGCGACGAAGAGGGCUGGUCCUCGGUGCGCGGUGGCAACCGCCGGGCGGACGAUGCCUUCAAGCCGUCGGGCCGCGACUUUGGCGCCCGCCGUGACGACGCGCCCCCGUCGCGCUUUGGUGGCGACCGCGACGGUCCGUCCCGCUUUGGCAGCGGCCGCUUCAACCGUGAUGACGCCCCGGCGCCGUCGCGCUUCGGUGGUGACCGUGACGGUCCCUCGCGCUUUGGCCGUGACCGCGAUGAUGCCCGCCGUCGCGCUUCGGCGAGCUCGGGCCGCUUCGGCGACCGUGAGGGCUCGAGCCGCUUCGGCGGUGACCGUGAAGGUGCGCCGCGUUUCGGCGGUGACCGUGAGGGCUCGAGCCGCUUUGGUGGCGACCGUGACGGCCCGUCGCGCUUUGGCCGCGCCCGGGAAGGCGAGCCGGACGCCGCCCGCCGUGACGCGGGUGCCCGCGCGCCGGACUCCAAGUGGCGCUAAACUCUCGAUUCUGUUGUAAUACGACUGACAUCGUUGCCUCCUAUUUAUUCACGACGACUUGUUAAUCAUUAAACGUACGAGUCAUCUCCUCCA
Saprolegnia parasitica CBS 223.65 is the source of this 3111-nucleotide messenger RNA. RefSeq lists its product as hypothetical. Gene Ontology annotation, biological process: translation reinitiation; formation of cytoplasmic translation initiation complex. Lineage: Eukaryota; Oomycota; Saprolegniomycetes; Saprolegniales; Saprolegniaceae. The coding region runs from base 1 to 3018 and encodes 1005 amino acids. The transcript is spliced from 4 exons. Gene Ontology annotation, cellular component: eukaryotic translation initiation factor 3 complex, eIF3m; eukaryotic translation initiation factor 3 complex, eIF3e; multi-eIF complex. The record is from RefSeq and is a predicted model, not a curated record. Gene Ontology annotation, molecular function: translation initiation factor activity; mRNA binding.